This is a messenger RNA of Phascolarctos cinereus (koala), 7728 nucleotides long. RefSeq names its product nuclear receptor interacting protein 1 (gene NRIP1). Gene Ontology annotation, biological process: cellular response to estradiol stimulus; positive regulation of transcription by RNA polymerase II; negative regulation of transcription by RNA polymerase II. The record is from RefSeq and is a predicted model, not a curated record. NCBI's taxonomy places the organism in Eukaryota, Metazoa, Chordata, Mammalia, Diprotodontia, Phascolarctidae. Gene Ontology annotation, cellular component: nucleus. Gene Ontology annotation, molecular function: signaling receptor binding; nuclear estrogen receptor binding; transcription corepressor activity.
CUCUUUAAAACAAUUAAAAUGAAUUAGCUGACAUACCAUAAUGCUUUGUAACUGUGAUGGUCAUCCGUCUUUUUUUUGUGCCCUUGAUGUUGCUUUUACACACCUAUUUGUCUAGUUUUUAAUAAAAGAUCUUUCUCUGCCUCUUUACAGUAUAAUGUUGUCCCUAUAUAAGGGAAGUAUCAUAUAUAGAUAUGAUAUAGAUAUCAUUUACAAGCAUAUCUGAGUCUUUAUAUUUUGUGCCACAAAUAAUUUUCUCUCCCAAACUGUCCAAAUCUGUCUGAAAGCUUUGUGACUUCAUUCACGUAUAUUAACAGUCUAUGUGAAAACAAAGAUAUUUUAAAACUACAUUUUGGCAUCAAAAUGCUCAUCUCUAAUAGGGAAUCAUUUCAUAAUUGAUAUAAAUCUUUCCCUUUCUCCAAAAACAUUUUUACGUCCUUUUCAUCAUUUAACUAUUCCACAUGGAAAGGACAGCAUACCUCACACAAGCUAUUUAUUCUCCUUCAAAUUAUUUUCCCUGAGACCUAAUUCAGUUCUUUGCUUUAUUUCUUCUUGCCACUCCUAAAGUAUUUUUGGUCAAGCCAUUUCUCCCCCUUGGGGUUCCACUUUUACCUAUUAUGGAGUUACUGUCUUCCUCUGGGUUUACUUCAUGGCUUCUCACAUUUCUUCAUGCAUUUGGCAUUUUCUUCUAUUUAUUCAUAUUUCUAGCCUAAGUUCUUGAAUUAGGAUUUUAUGUUCAGCCAUAUUCCAUUCUACCUGGCACUCUUGUUUGGGUCAAAUGGGCCUUAUUGGUCCUGUCCUUUCUGUAGUCUGGAUGUGCAGCUGCCAUUAUGGAUAGUAUGGCUGGUCCUAGGCCCCAUCCCUCAAUUCUCAAUUUCUGUCUCAGUGUCCUAGUGGUUCACUAUAGGUCCUGGCACCCAUCUCUGUUUCCCACUUGCUCAUUAUAAUAGGGAGUUGGUUCUAUCCUUUAUUGUGGCCCUGACAAGCCUCAGUCAGAUGCACUGGUCUUAGGCUUCCCCAAAAUUCCUCAUUGAGGGUACCCAGGCACUGAGCUGGCCUUGUCUCCUGCUUUGGUUCCUAAGAAAUGCAUAGCCAGGAUCCUGUCAAAUGUACAGUGACCUCUAAGAAUUGGCUUUGUCCCUCCCAGUCUGUUCCAACAGGUGAGGGUUGGAAUCUGACUUCGGGCCUCAAUUGAUGGAGCUUCUACUAGCUUGUGAUCCUUGUGAAACAUUCUCAUUUGUACUGUCUAGUAUCUUCAACCCCAUUUGUUGACUUCCCUGAUAUAAUCCUCCUCCCAGUUCUCCCACAUUUCAUACUUAUUUUCCAGAGCUCAAACUGAUUUUCCUUCUCCCAGGCCCCACAAGUUUUUGACCAACUUUGUAUGAAUUUCUGGAUUGCAUUCAAAAGCUUACUUCAAUUUCUUGUUGGUUUGCUUCAUCACUGAUCUUUUGGGGUCCUUAUUUGCUGGUAUGUGUUUGUGUGAGAGAGGGGUUGGGGUUUAGUUCCUCUACAAGCUUCCAGGCUACCAUUUAACCAAAAUUUGUUUUAAUCAUUUUAACAGGUCCACGACAUUUUUAAGUUUAAGGGGAUGUUAAAUUUUGUUUAAAGCAAAUUAAACAGUGAGACUCUUUUCCUGACACAAAAUGAUAGAAGCCAAAAAAGAAAUCUUAUAUCUAGGGAGGUGUUUGAGAGAGGCAGUAAUAGUUCUAAUUUGAAGUUUUAGAGAUGAAUAAAUGAAGUGCUUGUUAUGUGCAGAAUACUAUACUAAGCAGUGGGGUGAGGAAUUAGAAAGAUCUAAGUCUUUACUCUGAAAGGGCUCACACUGUAAUUGGGGAGACAACAUAUAUAAAAGAUUUCAACUACAUGGAAGGUGGAAAGGACUGGAGGUCCUAAGAGUGACAGGCAAGGUAGAAAUGUAUUAGGGGGUGAAGAGUAGGUGAGCGGUGGAGGGAAGGGCUAGAGGUUAUCGUAGCAGGGCAUAAGAUAACAAUCAAAUGUCUGUUGUGGGAAGGUGGCAGGGCAGAUGACAAGGUCUGUUAGUCCUUCAUCUCAAAAGGAGGAUUACAGAUGAUGACUCUCGGCUCAGGUAGGCGGUGUGAGCAGCCAUACUGCUUUUCCAGCCUAGCCCCUCAAAUGGGGUCUGGGCAGACCCUGAUCAAGGGAUGGUUGAUGGCAAGGGAUGCACAAAGGGUAUCCUCAUUGUCAGGUCUUUCUGCCCAACAAUAACAAAAUAUUCAAGAUGAGAGUUGAAGGCAAAAAAUAUAGUAGAAAGAGAAACAUACGGGUGCUUCUCUUCAUUGAUUGCUACCUCUUUCAUAGAAAUUUAAAGUGAAAAGCCCAACAAAUUACAGAGACAACAUGGUAGGGAGCAACUACACUUGUCUCAUGGUGAUGAUGGGCUCCAGGUCCCACCAGCCCAUCACAGGUACUUCACUGGCCUCAGAAUGGCUGUCAUGUAAUACAUAGUUCCAAUCCAGGAGAAGAAGGAAAAGAAGAUAACAGGAUUUUUGAGUACUAGAAUUUCUUUCUUUGGGUCCUGGUCCUCUCAGUCUGUGAUAGAGAAUUGUUGACAAACACCCGAUGGGGACUUUUCAAAUGAUAGACCAUUGAAAGAUAAGCACUUCCUGCGGGCUUCUACUUCUGUCCACAGUUACAAUUCUAAGGGUCUUAAAGAGGAAUUCUCUGACUUGGUGCAGUUUUCCUUUUAGCAUGGGAUUAAAAUGGUCACGGGAUCAUUCAAGUUGCUGGCGAGCAAACCUUGAGGGGGUAGAAAGAGUGACUGCAGGGGCUGUGGGUGAGGAAGCCUCCUGCAAGCUAGCAGUAGUAAAAGGAAUGGAAACCACAGAAGUGUUUCCACUCAAACACUGGUGCACCUCAAGGUAGAUAGCAAGUAGUACCGAGAUUUGGACUCGGAGGCCCUGCCUGCGGUGGAGAAGGGGAUCUCUUUCAAAUGUGUCCUUUUGGCCUUUGGAAAAGGAAAGCAUGACUCUUCUCCAAGGUAGAAAGGAGUUGCCUCUAGAGAAAAGGUCAAGGAGGGCCAUUGGCUGAAUUGAGCUGGUAGAUGGGGACGAGGAUUUUUUUCCCUUGUGGGUGGGGGAGUUGGAGGGAAAACGUCCUAAAAUUUGGUUUCCGCGUACAGUCUGCUUAAGCUAAAAUUUCCGAUGCCUUUUAACUCCUUUGCUUGUGCUGCUGAAGCCCUGGUUCCGUCCAUGCGAGAAGCAGCCAAGACCCACGCCAGGCUUUUCUCCCGAUGCCCCUUCCCCCCACCCACCCCCUGACAAAGGGAAGGAGGUAAAAAAGGGGUUAAGAAACUUGGCUGAACAGAUGAAUGGCGUGGAGAGCGAGGGGAGGGACCGGGCUGCACCGAAGAGGUGGAGGAGGGAGGAGCGCCGCCGCUGCCGAGGCUUUGAAAGUCAGCCUCGCAGACAUUGCAGCAGAGCCCCGAACUAGCGAGAGGGCUGGCCCGGAGGGGACCGGGAGGCGGAGGUUACGAGUAGGCGGCGGCGGCCGGAGCGGCUCCCUUCCUCCCUCCCUCCUCAGCUUUGUGUGUUGGGGCAAAGCGAGGCCAGCCGGAAGCGGGCACAGCCGCAGCGGCUCCCAAAACUUGCCUCGAGGAGCAGGGUCGGCGGUCCCCGAGCCUUUCCGCUCGCCUUUCGUGGGCCACAAGCGUGCAGGGGAUAUUCCUACGGAACCGUCACCGCCCAAAUGGAACUAUUGGGAUUGGAAAGAGUGAACCACAGAUGUGUUUACCUGUUGCCUGUAACUAUAAUUGAUACAUGGUUUUCAGCAUCCAUUCUUUCAGCUACUGGGACAAAAUCAGAAGGAAUCCUGAGACCUGUGAUGAGGGAACAAUAGCUGCUUACUGAAUGAAGAUUUCAACUUCUUGCUACUGUGGACCCAUUUAUUAAGGAAUCCAUCUGUCUUUCCUUAGUUAAUAUUUUAUCACCUUCAUAGACUGUGUUAUCUUGAAGUUUUCCUGAUUCCUUCUUUCUUAGAAGAAUUUCUAAAGAAUUUCUAGUCAGAAUGUAACAGUUGAUCAAUGUCUGAUUGCUGUACAAGCCAAUAGAUUACUAUUCCCUUUCGAAAGUUAUAUCUUAUUCACCUCAAAAAACAGUCUUUAACGUAAAUAGAAACCAAGUCCUUGUUGAAUACUUUUAUUGAACAUGACUCAUGGAGAAGAGCUUGGCUCUGAUAUGCACCAGGAUCCUAUUGUUUUAACUUACCUAGAAGGAUUACUAAUGCAUCAGGCAGCAGCAAGGUCAGCUACUGUAGUUGACAAAAAGUCUACUGGGCAUAGUGGAGAGGAUCAAAACUUCAAGAUUUCUGGAAAUAUAUUUCCCAUCUGUCAAAAUAAUGGUCCAAGUCUCAACACAACAACUUAUCAGGGAUCUGGUAUGCUGCAUCUCAAAAAAGCAAGAUUAUUACAGUCUUCUGAGGACUGGAAUGCAGCAAAGAGGAGGCGGUUGUCUGAUUCAAUUGUGGAUUUAAAUGUAAAACAGGAAGCUUUGCUAGCUGGCAUGGUUGAAAAUGUGCCUAAAGGCAAACAGGAUAGCACAUUACUUGCCUCUUUGCUUCAGUCUUUCAGCUCUAGGCUGCAAAGUGUUGCUCUGUCACAGCAGAUUAGGCAGAGCCUCAAGGAGCAAGGAUAUUCCCUCAGCCAUGAUUCUUUAAAAGUGGAGAAAGAUUUAAGGUGCUAUGGUGUUGCAUCAAGUCACUUAAAAACUCUUUUGAAGAAAAGUAAAAGUAAAGAUCAAAAGCCUGAUGCUAAUAUAUCUGAUGUAACUAAAAAUCUAAUCAAAGAUGGAUUUAUAGAGUUACCCCAUACUGGACAGAGCGGAGCAAAAGUAAUUAAUGAACCCUUGUCAUGUGCUGCAAGACUCCAGGCUGUUGCAAGCAUGGUUGAGAAAAGGUCUAGUCCUGCUACUUCACCUAAGCCUAGUGUUGCUUGUAGCCAGUUAGCAUUACUUCUUUCCAGUGAAGCUCAUUUACAGCAGUAUUCUCGGGAACAUGCUUUAAAAGCACAGAAUGCAAAUCAGGUGGCAAGUGAAAGGCUUGCUGCUAUGGCUAGACUACAAGAAAGUGGCCAGAAGGACCUUGUCCAUUUUCCAUUGUCAAAAGGAUUGUCAAGCCAUCUUAAUGGUCAAGCAAGAUCAUCAUCAAAUAAACCAGUAGCUGACAAAAACAUUACAGCUUUCCAAAGUCCAGUGGGAAUCCUUCCUUCUCCUCCCAGAAAUGCAGAAUAUAAGAACACACUGGAGAGAAACAGUUUAAAACCAGCUGCCAAUAAUAGUUUGCUUUUACAUCUUCUUAAAAGCCAGAAUAUAGCUAAACCAACUAGUGGACAUGAUCAGGAGAGAGUUAACAUUUUUGAAGAUAGCAGUACACCCACAACUAUUGAUGAAUAUUCAGACAAUAACCCUAGUUUUACAGAAGAUGACAGCAGUGGUGAUGAAAGUUCUCACUCUAACUGUGUCCCCAUAGAUUUAUCUUUCAAGCAUCGAAUUGAAAAACCAGAGUCCAGCCAGCCUGCCUCUCUAGAUAAUCUUACUCAAUCCUUGCUAAAUACUUGGGAUCCAAAAGUUCCAGGUCUCAGUAUCAAAGAAGACAGAGACACCUCCAAAAAUCCUAAAUUGAAUCCUCACCAAAAAGUAACACUUCUUCAGCUGUUACUUGGACAUAAGAAUGAAGAAAAUCUAGAAAAAACAACUGGUUCUCAGGGAUCACAUAGUAAUGUGACAAAAUUCAGUGCACAAAGUAGUAAGAGGACUCCUGUAAUAGAAAGUCCCAGCAUAAAUCAAGCUACUCCAGUGAGCACUCCACCAUUGCUUGCAUCUGCAAAAGCAGAUUCGCCUAUAAAUCUUUCUCAGCAGUCUGUAGUCAAACACAGUUCACCCCAGUAUGUUUGUAAUGUUCAACCCAAAAGAAUGAUGAAUCCAGUGUCUAAACACUUGAUAGACCUUACCAAAAGUAAAGAAUUGCAAGGAACAAAUAAACCAAACCAAAGUGACAGUGCACAAAAUUCUACAACUUUCAGUGCCAGCAAGCUGUUACAAAAUUUGGCUCAGUGUGGAAUGCAGUCUUCUGUGUCAGUGGAAGAUCAAAGAACAAGCAAACAUCUGUUAAAUGUAAACAUAGAUAAACCUGUAGGUUUGAUUGAUAGACUAAGUAAUCCUCUACUCACAAAUAAACCAAAUAUACUUGAAGAAAAUAAUAAAGCAUUCAACAGUCAGUCAACAGCUCCUGAACCAGGACUCUCUGGUUCUGAAAUAGAAAAUUUGCUUGAAAGACGGACAGUUCUUCAGUUACUACUAGGAAACCCCAACAAAAGUAAAAAUGAAAAAAAGGAACGAAUUUCUUUAAGAGAUGAAAGUUCUCAAAACCAUACAGAUAAAGCUUUAAGUGAGCAAAUAUUAACAGUAAAAAUAAAAUCUGAACCUUGUGAGGAUUCACAUAUCUUCCAUAAUGUGAAUGUCCAUCAGAGCCAAGAUGCAAUAAGUAACAAAUUUAUAGGUGUGGUUCCUGCUCUGCAGAGAAGUGCAGCUGCUUCACCAGCAUCUGAGGACUUCAAAUCAGAGCCUCUUUCACCUCAGGACUUUUCUUUUUCUAAGAAUGGCCUGUUAAGUCGAUUAUUGAGACAGAAUCAAGAGGUUUACCCUGCAGAUGAUCUGGACAGAAGUCACAGGAACAGUGAACUGACUCUUUUAGAGUCAAAAAGUCUUUACACAGUUCCUAAAAAAAGGAAACUUCAUAUUGAGCCUUCAGAAAGUCCAUUUAAAAAAAAGAUGAAAAGUUAUACGUCUGAUGGUGCAAAUAAUCAUAAUCCUUCUACAGAAUUGUAUGGGCCUUUGCUUAACAAACAAGAAAUGAAAUGUAACAGAAAUGAUCUUGAAUUUAAAUAUCCAGCCUGUCAUGGUUCAAAUAAUGAACAUGAAAAUAGGAAUUGGUCUAGAGAUAGUAAAGGCUUUAAUGUGUUGAAACAGUUGCUUCUCUCAGAAAAUUGUGUGAGAGAUUUGUCACAGCAUAGGAAUAACACUGUAACUGAUGUUAAGAAGAAAGGAAACAAAAAUAAUGUAAUCAAUAGCAAAUCUGAAUUUAACAUUUCUUCUUUAAAUGGAGUCAUGAAUCAUUCUGGUCAACUUGGUAAUUGUAUAGAUAAUGGGACAUUUCCAUACCCAGUAGCAGUAAGGAGCGCUGCCAGUUCUCCCUACCAGUGCUCUCCUGAACACAUGGGCAGUACAGUAUCUAGACAAGAAUCUGGGCAGUUAAGUGUGUGUCCUAUUCCCAGUGAAAAGGGUCCCAUUAAGUGGGUUAUUACAGGUAUGGAUAAGAAUGAAUGUGAAAAGGACUCACCAAGACUGACUAAAACCAACCCAAUUCUGUAUUAUAUGCUACAGAAAGGGGGUAAUUCUGUUAGCAACCAAGAAGCACAUGACAAGGACAUUUGGAAUGAGUCAUUUGCAAAAAAUGCUACACAGGUUACAGUCAAGGAAGAGUUGCUUCCUGCUGCAGAGACUAAAGUUUCUUUCUUUAAUUUAAGAAGCCCUUACAAUAGCCAUAUGGGGAAUGCAGCUUCCCACCCACAUAAUACAAAUGGAGAAGUUUAUGGACUCCUGGAAAAAGUACUAACUAUAAAAAAAGAGUCUGAAUAAAAUCUGUCUGCCAUCAAGAUUUGAGUCUUUGUAAAACUAAUAUGAACUUGAGUACUUUAUAAAUAAGAGCAUGAUUUGAAAA